CUCACACGUUCCGGUCCCGUUUCCGCAUAGAUCCCCUGCGCUCUCACUCAGCAGAGCCGCACACACACACCACCCGAGCAGACCCCGCAGUCGCUCGUUUCUCCCCACUCAGCUCGUCGUCGCUCCUUUGCACGCCGCGCUCCGAGCUCGCCACUGCGCGCCCGCCACACCUAGACAUCCCGGUUCCCCUGCCUUAGUGCAACCCAAAAUGGCUCCCGCUGCCGUCAACGCCGGCGUGCCCGCCACCGUGCCCGCCGACGCAAAGGGCCUCAAGGACUCGUCGGCCGCCGAGGCGGCGCAGUCUGGCACUGCUGCCGAGAAGAAGGAGGUCAAGCUCGAGGCCGGCCGCCUGCUCUCGAGCGCCGACCAGGAGGCCGCGCAGGAGCUCGUCAACCUCGUCAAGAUCGAGGGCCCCACGGCGCUCUUCACGCUCGGCAUCGAGGACAUCAUCCUCAAGGGCCUCAACGACAAGAAGAACGCCAGCGCGCGCGAGGGCGCCUGCGCGCUCGUCAAGACGCUCUGCGAGCAGGGCGUCGGCCACGAGGUCGAGCCGUUCGUCAUCGCCUCGUGCCUCACGCCCCUCGUCGAGGCCAUGGGCGACAAGGAGAAGACGGUGCGCGAGGCCUCGCUCGCCGCUCUGACCAAGUUUGUGCAGGCGAUGAGCAACUGGUCGCUCGUGCAGGUGCUGCGCGUGCUCCUCGAGCAGGCGCGCACCGCCGGCAAGUACCAGGUGAAGCUCGGCUGCAUCUCGCUCAUCGAGGAGCUCGUCGGCGCCGCGCCCGACCGCAUGGCCGCCGCCAUGCCCGACAUCAUCCCCGUGAUGAGCGAGGUCAUCUGGGACACUAAGAAGGACGUGCAGACGGCGAGCCGCGCCGCGCUCAAGAAGCUCUGCGCCCUCAUCUCCAACAAGGACAUUGAGCGCUUCAUUCCCGCCCUCAUCAACUCGCUCAUCCACCCCGUCGAGGAGGUGCCCAAGACGAUCCAGCUGCUCGGCGCCACGACGUUCGUGUCCGAGGUCGACUCGCCCACGCUCGCCCUCAUGGGCCCGCUGCUGCAGCGCGGCCUGAGCGAGCGCCCGACGGCGACGAAGCGCAAGGUCGCCGUCAUCAUCGACAACAUGAGCAAGCUUGUCGACAACGAGCGCACGGUGCGCCCCUUCCUGCCCAAGCUGCUGCCCGGCCUCAUCAAGGUCGAGACGAGCCUCGCCGACCCCGAGGCGCGCGGCGUCGUGCAGCGCGCCAUUGCCACGCUGCGCCAGAUCGGCCAGACCGAGGGCGACGGCACCGACCUCAAGCCGCUCGACGACGUCGACCUCAAGGCCACGGCGCAGCUCGUCACCAAGGCGCUCGACGAGCAGAAGCUCACCGGCCCGCCGCCGCUCAUGACGCACAUUGCCCAGCUCUCGACGAACCUGGCCAACGCGCGCAACUUCGAGGCCACCGAGUGGGACUCGACGCUCAUCCCCUACAUCACGCUGCUCAAGGGCUCCACCGCCGAGAAGGCCACAGCCGUCUCGCGCUCCCUCGUCACCGCCCUUGCCCGCUCCACGGGCGAGGAGGCCGAGGUGUUCGAGGACGAGGAGGAGGGCGAGGACCUGUGCAACUGCCAGUUCUCGCUUGCCUACGGCGCCAAGAUUCUGCUCAACACGGCGACGCUGCGCCUCAAGCGUGGCCACCGCUACGGCCUGUGCGGCCGCAACGGCUCGGGCAAGUCGACGCUCAUGCGCGCCAUCCAGAACGGCCAGGUCGAGGGCUUCCCGUCGCCCGACGAGGUGCGCACGUGGUACGUCGAGCACGACCUCGACGGCUCCGAGGGCGACAUUUCCAUCCUCGACUUCAUCGUUGCCGACGAGCGCCUGCGCACGAACCACAAGGACGCCGCCGACACGCUGCGCGAGAUGGGCUUCGACGACGGCCGCCAGGCCGGCCCCAUCGCCGCCCUCUCCGGUGGCUGGAAGAUGAAGCUGGCCCUGGCGCGCGCCAUUCUCUUCAAGGCCGACAUUCUGCUGCUCGACGAGCCGACGAACCACCUGGACGUCGUCAACAUCAAGUGGGUCACCGACUACCUCACCAGCCUCACGCAGGCCACCUCGAUCAUCGUGUCGCACGACUCGGCGUUCCUGAACAACGUGUGCACCGACAUUCUGCACCUCAACCGCUUCAAGAUCAAGCGCUACCCUGGCACGCUCACCGACUUCGUCAAGCGCGUCCCCGAGGCCAAGGCCUACCUCGAGCUCGGCGGUGGCGACGAGGACAUGUCGUUCAAGCUGCCCGACCCGCCGCUGCUGGACGGCGUCAAGACCAAGGAGAAGUCGCUCGCCAAGAUGCGCAACGUGCAGUUCACCUACCCCGGCUGCACGGAGCCGCAGCUCAAGGGCAUCUCGAUGCAGCUCUCGCUCUCGUCGCGCGUGGCCAUUCUCGGCCCCAACGGCUGCGGCAAGUCGACGCUCGUCAAGCUGCUCGUUGGCGACACGGAGGCCGACUCGGGUGAGGUGUGGAAGCACCCCAACCUGGUCAUCGGCUACGUGGCCCAGCACGCGUUCCACCACAUCGACCAGCACCUCGACAAGACGCCGCUGGACUACAUGCUCUGGCGCUACCAGACGGGCGAGGACCUCGAGGAGCACCUCAAGGCCUCGCGCCAGCUCUCGGAGGCCGAGCUGGCCGCCAUGAAGAACGGCGAGGUGUACGUGCACGAGGGCGUCAAGCGGAUCAUCGAGGACAUCGUGAACCGCAAGAAGCUGAAGAACAGCUUCCAGUACGAGGUCACCUUCAAGGCCAUGUCGAGCGCCGACAACAUCUGGCUCUCGCGCGACGAGCUCAUCAAGCGUGGCUUUGAGAAGAAGAUCAUGGCCGUCGACUCGCGCGAGGCGCAGCGCCUCGGCAUGAACCGCCCGCUCGUGCGCCGCGAGAUUGAGAAGCACUUUGCCGACUUCGGCCUCGACGCCGAGUUCGUGUCGCACUCGGGCAUGCGCGGUCUCUCGGGUGGCCAGAAGGUCAAGGUCGUGCUUGCCGCCGCCACGUGGCGCCAGCCGCACGUCAUCAUUCUCGACGAGCCGACGAACUUCCUGGACCGCGAGUCGCUCGCCGCGCUCAUCAACGCCCUCAAGACGUACGAGGGCGGCGUGGCGCUCAUCACGCACUCGCAGGAGUUCUCGGAGAACGUGUGCAAGGAGAUCUGGCGCAUGGAGGGCGGCAAGCUGCACGCCUCGGGCCACAACUGGGUCGAGGGCCAGGGCAGCGGCGAGCGCAUCGACAAGAAGAAGGACGGCGAGGAGGAGGAUGUGUUCGACGCGCUCGGCAACAAGGUCGUCUCGGCCAAGAAGGCCGCCAAGCUCGACUCGGCCGCGAAGCGCAAGGCCAAGAAGGACCGCAUGGCGCGGCGCAAGCGCGGCGAGGAGGUCUUCACGGACGAGGAGGAGCUGUAAAGCACUCGCGUCUCGCAUCUUCUGCCCUGCUCUCCCACCUUAGAUCCCCGCCUCUGUGUAACCGCCUCUGUUCCCUAUCCAUGCCUCGUCCUUGUCCUGGAGAAAUAUUCUACACGACUUGUCAUG
Tilletiopsis washingtonensis is the source of this 3553-nucleotide messenger RNA. RefSeq names its product putative YEF3-translation elongation factor eEF3. Gene Ontology annotation, molecular function: ATP hydrolysis activity; ATP binding; translation elongation factor activity. The coding region runs from base 209 to 3427 and encodes 1072 amino acids. The record is from RefSeq and is a predicted model, not a curated record. Lineage: Eukaryota; Fungi; Basidiomycota; Exobasidiomycetes; Entylomatales. The transcript has 3 exons.